Messenger RNA from Rodentolepis nana, 2349 nucleotides. The record is from the annotation of a GenBank genome assembly. NCBI's taxonomy places the organism in Eukaryota, Metazoa, Platyhelminthes, Cestoda, Cyclophyllidea, Hymenolepididae.
AUGCAUUGUUGCGGUCACGCCGCUUUUGCUCUCCUGAUAUUACAGGAAUUUCUAUUGAAGUAUGGAGCGUGUCCCUCAUAUUCAUGUACAUCCAUUAAUUACUGUUAUUUGUAUUUUAGGAAAUCGAAUUGCGACUUUGACAGCACCAUUACAAAGUCACCAUUAGAUGACGUGAGUAGCGAACCCGAGGGAAACCGACUGGUCUCCCGUUUGAAGAAGACUCACAUCAAGAAACCUCUGAAUGCCUUCAUGCUUUUCAUGAAAGAGAUGCGUCCUCGUGUACAAGAGGAGUGCACACUGAAAGAAUCGGCAGCAAUAAAUCAGAUCCUCGGCAAGAAGUGGCAUGAACUCUCCAGGGCUGAGCAAACCAAAUACUAUGAGAUGGCUCGAAAGGCGAAAGAACUUCAUCAGCGCCUGUAUCCCGGUUGGUCAGCUCGGGAUAACUACGCCUAUCAUGCAAGAAGACGGCAUAGAAGGAGCCGAAGGGGUUUCCCACAUCAUAGAUCCUUUAUAUCUAACAAGACGACAAGUAGUUCUAGCACCGUGAACACACUGGCUAAGACUUCACCCAAUGGUCGUUUAAGAUCUUCAAGUUUUCAUGAAGAGAGGAAAAGCAUCGAUCUCCCACAAAAAAUUCUAGAGCGUCCUCAUUCGGCCAGUGAUAUCUACUCUCCUAGUCUUGAACGAAGGAUGUUGUCAUCUUCAUCUCCCCUUACACCCCACAAUCCUCCUACCCAAUCCCAAUCCCCAGUGAUAACUUCUUCGUUAAACAGGGUACCUGAAAGUCAACAUCAACCACAGUCCCAGACUGUGGCACCACCACCCACAACAAUGACAACGUCUUUUGGCUCACAUCCAGUCCCACCUCCUCCUCCACCUACAAUUCAACAGGGUUUCACCUCACCAUCCCGGCCCACACCCCUAACUAUGUCAGCUUGCUCUGCAUUUGAACAACACUACAAUCAAGCUACUAGCCAUCAGGUUCCGACAUCGGCACAGCUACCUAACCCUACUCAACAACAGCAAUACCUUCAAAUGGUCUCCGCUCAAAGAGGAUUUAUGGGUUAUCCACCAACCCCAGCAAGUGUUAUGUACGGGGGUGUUCAAAGCCAUGGUCGAGGAGGCGGGGGUACGAUGUCGAGGCAAAUGAGUACUGGGGGGUAUUGGGGGUAUCAACAGCCUCAAGGUCAAAUGGGUGGACAGACGGGGAUAAAGAGGAGUCCUUAUUUGAGUAGUGAUUCUGUGGCUGCUGUGGCCGCAGUUGCUGCUAUGGCUGUUGGUGAACUUUCUGGUGGAAGUAUGAAGAAAUGUCGAGCAAGAUUUGGACUGGAACACCAGAAUUUAUGGUGCAAACCUUGUCGGCGAAAGAAGAAGUGCAUUCGCUUCAUAUCAGAGAACGAGGUGGAGGACUACAUGCCCCAUCAUGGACAUCAUCCACUGUCUCACCAUGGAACCUCUCAGGGUCAUGCAACCUACAAUCCCCAUUCUGCUGCCGUCGCUGCAAUGGCCUUCAACCAUCAGACAGGGUCACAAACAUGUGGCGGUACUUCCUAUAGAGCAAUCUCGAACUCUGCUCGUCGACAGGCCGCAACUGCACCUUAUUCCAUCCAAAAGCCGACGGGUUUUAUGCCCGUCACUGCAGUUAGUGGUGGCGGUAACGGGGUGCCGGGCGUUCAGGCAGCUCAAAGGCCAAGUUCUUUUUCUCGUCAAACGAUGCCACAACAAUUCCCCAACUCCCCUUAUGCACAACUUGCUCUCGGCAAUGCUGGAUACAAACGACCAUUUCCAAUUACAGUUAGUUCAAUUCCUCGUCAACAGCUCAGUGAUUUUCCAGUAUCGCAAAUUUCCGCUUAUCGGGGUUCAACUACCACAGAUACUUCAAGCAGCUAUUGGGGUUCAAACCCACGUUCUAUGGGAAGUGCCGUAGUCCCUACCUUUCCAACUAACUCUUAUCCUCCCACCGCAAACUCCCGUUUUUCCGCAUCUGAAAUGAUGCUCUCACAGGGUGCUGAAACGAAGUCUACUCAUCUUCGGGAAACACAGGGUUCAAAUUCUUCCCUUUCCUACACAAACACCAUCAACAACCAUAGCAAGAUAAUGAACAAUAGUAAUUUUCCAACACAACAGAGUACAUCUGUAUCUUCAAUGAACGGAGGGGGCGAUGGUAUAAGGAUAAAACGAGAGGCCCCACCGAUAAGUUUCGGAGUCGCAGACGUCAUGGGUUUCAAAACAGAGGUGUCCAAUGCACCCUCUGUUGUUCCGCCGCCUACUUCGGCAGGAUAUCGUGGAACCACUGUCUCUCCAAGCACCUCUUCCUGUCCUCUAAGGUCCUCUCCUGAAUUGGAAUAG